AUGGUGCAGAUCCAAAGGUUGGAAAAAUCGAAGAAACAGGAUAAGGAGAAGGAGAUCUUGGAGGUUUUUCGCAAGGUUGAGAUAAAUAUCCCCCUCUUAGACGCCAUCAAACAAGUACCAAAAUAUGCCAAGUUCCUGAGGGACUUGUGUGUCAACCGAAGGCGAUUGAGGGGGGAUGAAAGGAUUAUUGUUGGGGAAAAUGUGUCCGCGGUCCUGCAGAGAAAGCUUCCCCCGAAGUGCGGGGAUCCAGGUCCAUUGAAAGAAACUGGAAUAAUUAUUCAAUUAGCUGACCGAACUAAUGCAUAUCCUGAUGGGUUGGUUGAAGAUGUGUUGGUAAAAGUUAAUGAUUUGGUGUUUCCAGCUGACUUUUAUGUACUUGAUAUGGAUGAUGAUCACUCCCCUGAUCUCUCACCUUUGUUAUUGGGUAGACCUUUUAUGAGCACAGCACAGACGAAAAUUGAUGUUAAUAAGGUGCAGGAAGUGUUUGAAACUGAUGGCAGGGAUGAGCUGGAGACCACCACGAAAAGGUAUGAAGUCUUACCUAUUUUUACUCCCGAGCCUCACCAGAGGGUAUUGCCAUCUGUGGUGCAGGCACCUGUACUGGACUUGAAACCUCUACCAGAACACCUGAAAUAUGUAUAUCUAGGUGAUAAUGAGACACUUCCGGUGAUUAUCUCAUCGGCACUGUCAAAAAUCCAGGAGGAGAAACUGAUCCGGGUCCUUAGAGAGCAUAAAGAGGCGAUAGGUUGGACAAUUGCAGACAUUAAGGGGAUCAGCCCGGCCAUCUGUAUGCAUCGGAUUAGGCUAGAAGACGAUGUCAAACCUGUUAGGCAGGCUCAAAGAAGGCUCAAUCCCCUCAUGAUGGAAGUUGUAAAGAAAGAGAUUCUAAAAUUGCUAGAUGUGGGGAUCAUCUUUGCAAUAUCUGAUAGCUCUUGGGUGAGUCCGGUCCAGGUAAUCCCAAAGAAGGCAGGAGUAACGGUAGAAGCCAACCAAACGGGUGAGCUCGUGCCAGUGCGCAAACCCACGGGAUGGAGGCAGUGUAUAGACUACCGUAGGCUAAACGCCGUCACUAAAAAGGACCAUUUCCCUCUCCCUUUCAUUGACCAAAUGGUUGAACGUUUAGCUGGUAGAGCUUAUUAUUGCUUUUUGGAUGGAUUUUCAGGAUACUUUCAGAUAGCAAUUGCCCCAGAGGAUCAAGAGAAGACAACCUUCACGUGCCCGUUCGGGACCUUUGCUUAUAGACGAAUGCCAUUUGGGUUGUGCAAUGCACCUGCAACAUUCCAGAGGUGUAUGGUAAGUAUUUUUUCUGAAUACGUGGAGAAAAUUAUUGAAGUUUUUAUGGAUGAUUUCAGUGUGUAUGGUGAUAGUUUUGAUACAUGUCUAGAUAACCUGAAAAUUGAUCCUGAUAAGGGCAUAGAAGUUGACAAGGCUAAAGUAGACAUUAUUUCUGCAUUACCUUAUCCCGCGAGUGUGCGAGAGGUGCGUUCUUUUCUUGGACAUGCAAGUUUUUAUCGAAGGUUCAUCAAGGAUUUUUCAAAAAUUGGAGCCCCAUUGUUCCAGCUCCUACAAAAGGAUGCGACAUUCGACUUCAAUGACAAAUGUGAGAAGGCUUUCGACAAGUUGAAAGAAUUGUUGACUUCACCCCCAAUUAUCCAGCCCCCUGACUGGAGUCUGCCAUUUGAGAUUAUGUGCGAUGCCAGUGAUCAUGCCGUAGGGGCUGUAUUGGGGCAAAGAGUAGGGAAGGCAGCUCACGUCAUCUAUUAUGCAUCCCAAGCAUUGAAUGGAGCCCAGUUGAAUUACUCCACCACUGAGAAGGAGCUUCUUGCAGUUAUUUUUGCUUUAGAAAAAUUCAGAUCAUAUUUGCUAGGUGCUAAAUUAAUUGUAUUUUCUGACCAUGUAGCAUUAAGGUACCUAAUGACCAAGAAAGAUGCAAAGCCGAGGCUCAUCAGGUGGAUAUUGCUCCUACAGGAAUUUGACCUGGAGAUAAGAGACAAAAAAGGUUCAGAAAAUCUAGUAGCAGACCAUUUAAGUCGCAUACCAAUUGGGGAGGAUAAUGAGCCGUUGAGGGAUGCAUUCCCUGAAGAGCAUUUAUUUUCCUUAAAUUCUCAAUUGCCUUGGUAUGCUGAUUUGGUCAAUUAUCUAGUAACGGGUGAUUUUCCUGCAGGUUGGCCAAAAUCGAAGAAGGAUAAAUUGAAGAGUGACGCCAAAUAUUUCAUCUGGGACGACCCGUACCUAUGGAAGGGAUGUGCCGACCAAAUAAUGAGGAGAUGUGUAAGUGAAUCAUGUGAUCGCUGUCAAAGGGUAGGUAAUAUAGCCCGUAGAGAUCAAAUGCCCCAAGUCCCGUUGAUUUUUGUUGAAAUUUUUGAUGUAUGGGGUAUAGAUUUCAUGGGGCCUUUUCCUACUUCAUUUGGUUUUUUAUAUAUUUUGCUGGCAGUUGAUUAUGUGUCUAAAUGGGUGGAGGCUAAGGCCACUCGAACUAAUGACUCGAAAGUAGUUGCAGAUUUUAUCAGGUCUAAUAUUUUUGUGCGAUUUGGAAUGCCUAGACCCAUUGUCAGCGAUAGGGGAACGCACUUUUGCAACAAAACCAUAGCUGCGUUGUUUCGCAAGUAUGGUGUACUCCACAGGGUCUCAACGUCAUACCACCCUCAGACCAACGGUCAAGCGGAGGUGUCGAAUCGGGAGAUUAAGUCCAUUUUAGAGAAAAUGGUGCGCCCUGAUAGGAAAGAUUGGAGCCAAAGGUUGGAGGACGCACUCUGGGCCUAUCGGACGGCGUACAAGACUCCUAUAGGGAUGUCACCGUACAUGUUGGUAUUUGAGAAGCCGUGUCACCUUCCAGUGGAGUUCGAACACAAGGCUUUUUGGGCGAUAAAACAAUGUAAUAUGAAUCUAGAAGAGGCCGGUGUUCAACGGAAGCUGGAUUUGCAAGAAUUGGAGGAGAUCCGGAACGAAGCAUACGAAAACGCCUUGAUUUAUAAGGAGAAAAGCCGGGCAUUUCAUGACCAACAAAUUUCAAGAAAAACAUUUGAAGUUGGUCAGAAGGUCCUCCUGUACCAAUCCAGGCUCAAGUUAUUCCCAGUUGAAAUCCGAAGUGCUAAGACAGACAACAAGUUUGUAGUGAAUGGACACCGUCUCAAAUAUUAUUACGAAGGAUUUUCAGGAAGAGAGGUGGAGACAAUAAGGCUAGACGCACCACCGUGUCCUAAUCAUUGA
Molecule: messenger RNA, 3210 nt
Organism: Coffea arabica (coffee)
Lineage: Eukaryota; Viridiplantae; Streptophyta; Magnoliopsida; Gentianales; Rubiaceae
Source: RefSeq, a predicted model, not a curated record